CCCAUUUCCCCAGGCUCUUCUUAAGCCUCUCGCAGCUCCACACUAGCCGAGCUACAGAGCUAGUCACACGCGGUCACGCACGCUUGUCCUGCGCCGGCGCCGAGGGGGCAGGGCAUGAGAGCGACGGCACGGCGCGGCGCGGCCGGGGGCCUACCCUCGGCCAAGAAGAGGAGGAAGAAGAAGGCGCCCGCGCGCGGCUUCAUGUGCGGCUGCGGCGGCGACAAGUCGGUCGCCACCGUCCCCCGCGCCGCCGUCAGCAUUUCCGCUGUCACGACGACGACGCCGAUGAAAGCCGCCUCAUCGGCGGCGACCGCAGCGAAGGCGGCGGCGGCCGUGGCGGGCUGCCGCGACGCCGACGCCGACGCCGACGGCGCGGACGCGAGCGCGGAGUGCACGCCCAGCGUGGAUUCGCUGCUGCAGCAGCUGCGCGAGCUGGAGCGCGGCGUGCGCGCGCUGGGCAUCCGGGAGCGGCACAACGACGGCGGUGGCGCGCCAAGAGCGACACAGCCGCGGCGGCACGGGCGGAGCGCGAGCGACCGGGGCGGCGGCGGGCGGCUGGACUCGGAGAGCGUUGCGGUGGUGACGGAGUCGGAGGACCCGCUGGGCGACUUUCGGCGGUCGAUGGUGCAGAUGAUCGUGGAGAACGGGAUCACCGGCGGCGCCGAGCUGCGGGAGCUGCUGCAGCGGUUCCUGUCGCUGAACGCGGCGUGCCACCACCACCUCAUCCUCCGCGCCUUCGCCGACGUCUGGGAGGAGCUCUUCGCCUCCGCCGGCGGCGUGCCAUCACCACCUCCGCCGCCCGCAGAGAAGAUCUCGUACAGCAGUAGAGGUAGCAAACGUCCAGCCGCGCUGACACGUUAACCACGGCCCGUCCUGUAAGCUAAUUUCCGCCAUCCUCGGGAAUUGUUGCUGUCCGAAACACACAGUGUACGGCGUGUACAAGACUUGCACGCGUGACUUUCUGUGCCGUGACCAGAAAAUCCGAGCUCCAUUCCCGUGAGUUUCUUCC
Molecule: messenger RNA, 1009 nt
Organism: Setaria italica (foxtail millet)
Lineage: Eukaryota; Viridiplantae; Streptophyta; Magnoliopsida; Poales; Poaceae
Product: transcription repressor OFP8
Exons: 1
Coding region: 115-861 (248 amino acids)
Biological process (GO): negative regulation of DNA-templated transcription
Source: RefSeq, a predicted model, not a curated record